Molecule: messenger RNA, 321 nt
Organism: Penicillium digitatum Pd1
Lineage: Eukaryota; Fungi; Ascomycota; Eurotiomycetes; Eurotiales; Aspergillaceae
Product: WD40 repeat-like protein
Source: RefSeq, a predicted model, not a curated record
AUGAAGUCUCAAACCGUCCUCUCUAUCCUUUUUGCCGCUUGCAGCGUCAUGGCCGCUCCAAUUGAUACCCCUGUCAAUGAGCUAUCCUGCACCAACUCCGGUGAAAUGGCCUGCGCCGGUAUUGUCGAGAAGCGCGAGGAGCCCGUCAAUGAGCUGUCCUGCACCAACUCCGGUGAAAUGGCCUGCGCCGGUAUUGUCGAGAAGCGCGAGGAGCCCGUCAAUGAGCUGUCCUGCACCAACUCCGGUGAAAUGGCCUGCGCUGGCAUUGUCGAGAAGCGCGAGGAGCCCAUCAAUGAGCUGUCCUGCACCAACGUCCGGUAG